Molecule: messenger RNA, 2873 nt
Organism: Arachis stenosperma
Lineage: Eukaryota; Viridiplantae; Streptophyta; Magnoliopsida; Fabales; Fabaceae
Product: homeobox protein BEL1 homolog
Exons: 6
Coding region: 918-2714 (598 amino acids)
Biological process (GO): regulation of transcription by RNA polymerase II
Molecular function (GO): DNA-binding transcription factor activity, RNA polymerase II-specific; RNA polymerase II cis-regulatory region sequence-specific DNA binding
Source: RefSeq, a predicted model, not a curated record
UAAUAAUAAUAAUAAUAAUAAAAAGAUCAGAAGCACAAAGCUCUGUUGAAUUUUUAUUGAGUGUGAGGCCCACUUGAACUCAUCCUAAACAGAGUUCACUCUGUCUCUGCUGAAACCCAUCUGAAAAAGCCUGGAAAAGACUCUACUUAGGAUGACUUGCAUCUUGGGAUUCGUUCCCCUACAAAGAUCCUCUUAACACCCCAAUUACAAUACUAUACUCUACCAUCACCCCGUUUUUUGUAAUAAAAUAAAUUAAUAAUAAAGAAAUUGGAGUUGGAUGAUGGGGAAGUAGGAAGGAAGGAAGGAAGGAUCCCCUACACAAAUACAAAUAAUAUCCAAUUUCCAUUAUUAUUGUGGAUUUGGAUUUGGGGCGCUAAAAGCAGAAUUUGUUAUAAAAUCAGGAUUUUAGUAAUGAGAGAGCAACUCAUGUGGCGGCUUGUAGUAUAUGUACCAGGCAAAGGACGAUCAUUACUUUCUGUUGCUGCUUCUGGUCCUUCCUUCUUAACUGUACUUCCUUUGUAGACAUUUCAAGGUCAAGAGAGAGAGAGAGAGAGAGAAAGAAAAGGGGGAGGGAGGCACACACAUAUGAAAUGAUGAUGAUGAUGAUGAUGAACCCUAUUCUGUGAUGAGCAAGUAUAUAUGUGAUCUUUGUUGGUCCUAGCUAGGUUGGUUUUCAUGGUCGUACCACCAUAUAUGUUUGCUUAUUAACAGAACACCACCACUCUACAAAUAAAGCUCCUCCCCACCCACUACCACCUCAUACCAACCAAUUUCUACUCUUCCCUUAGGAUAGUGGAUCCAUCAAACUAUAUCCAGCUGGAAGUGGAAGAAGCAGAAUAUAUAAAGAUAGUUUUAGAAGAAGAAGAAGCAUCGAUUGAUCGAUCGGAGAGGGGUUGGGUUUGUAUGUGUAUGUUAGGAUGGCUCGAGCAGUGUGCGAAGAGAAAUCGAGGGAGAUGGUGUCAUCAUCAGGUGGUUUCUGUUACUCGGGGACGACGAUGGAAGGGUUGGUGGGGGACCCUGCAGACAUGUUCAACAACCUCACCAGUGGCAUGGACAUGGUAGGGUUUUCGAAGAAUGUUGAUAGCAGCAACCCUCACAUGUGGAAGGCUUUGUUUGGGAAACAAGGGCCUUCCAGUAGGAGCAUCAACAACGAUUCUUCUUCAGCCUCCUUCUACCAACAGCAACAGGUUGAUGAUGAUUCAUCGUGGCAGGAGAACAGGUUGGUGGUUGACGAUUCAUCUCUGAGGUGUGUGUUCCCAUGUGAAGGAAACGAGAGGCCAAGUCAAGGUCUCUCGCUCUCUCUAAGUUCAACGAAUCCCUCAUCCAUUGGCUUGCAAUCUUUUGAGCUCAGACAAACCACUCACCCUCAGUCUCAGCCUUAUUAUGCAUAUCAAAAUUUUGCUAAUAAUAAUAAUAAAGCUGCAGCUUCCUCCUCAUCUACUAGUGCUUAUCAAGGACACUUGAUGCUCAAGAACUCCAAGUACUUAGUUCCAGCACAGGACCUUCUCAACGAGUUUUGUAGCCUGGCCAUAAAGCACAAGUCCAACAACAACAACCACCAGCACUGGGAAGAUCACGAUUCCUCAAAGAAGCCUUCUCCUACCUCUAUUGAAUUCGUGGAGCUGCAAAAGCGAAAGACCAAACUGCUUUCCAUGCUCGAAGAGGUUGACAGGAGAUACAAGAACUACCGGAUUCAGAUGAAGGCGGUGGUGUCUUCCUUUGAGGCGGUGGCUGGGAACGGUGCUGCCACGGUUUACACGGCUUUGGCACAGAAAGCCAUGUCUAAAUAUUUCAGGAACUUGAAGGAUGCGAUAAUGGGGCAGAUUCAGGCGACAAGAAAGGCCAUGGGAGAGAAAGAUCCAGUUGCACCAGGCACCACCAAGGGCGAAACCCCGAGGCUGAAGAUCAUUGACCAAGCUUUGAGGCAGCAAAGGGCAUUCCAGCAAAUGAGCAUGAUGGAAAGUCAUCCAUGGAGACCUCAGCGUGGCCUUCCCGAGCGCUCCGUUUCUGUUCUUCGUGCUUGGCUCUUUGAGCAUUUCCUCCAUCCUUACCCAAGCGACGUUGAUAAACAUAUUCUAGCCCGCCAAACUGGCCUAUCAAGAAGCCAGGUUUCAAACUGGUUUAUCAAUGCAAGGGUUCGUCUGUGGAAGCCAAUGGUGGAGGAAAUGUACAUGGAGGAAUUGAAGGAACAAGAAAAUAUGAUGGCUUCUUCGGAGGGUGCUGACGACCCGGACCUCCACCUGCCAUCAUCACGAUCGGAGGAUCAGAAGCCAAGCGUAGUGGUUGGAAUGGAGUCCGAUCAGUGUGCGUCAUCAUCCAUGCUCAACAACAUAAAAAACGACCCAAAGAGCAGCCAUAAUAAUCAGGAAGAAGAAUGCUUGGGGCGAGUGAUGGACACGUUUGGAUCGGUGGAGCUUGAUUUCUCUUCAUACACGCAGCAGCAGCAGCAACAGCAGGGUUUCAAUGGGGUUUCUUUGACUCUAGGGUUACAACAGCACGGUGGAAGCGGGGUGAGCCUGGCGUUCCCUCCUCCUCCGGUGAGCAGUCAUCAUAGCUCGCUCUUCUACGCAACAACCAGGGAUCAGAUAAUGGACAGCUGUCCACCCUCAUCGUCAUCUAUAGUUCAUCACUACUCUCUUGUUGAUGGCGAACCACAAAAUCUUCCUUACAGGAAUCUCAUGGGUGCACAGUUGCUUCAUGACCUCGCUGGCUAAUUUAUUUAUUUAUUAAUAUUUAUUUUCAGAUUUCCAUGCACGUGCCUAACAUGCUCUUUCAAAUUCCUUUCUUAAAUAUAUAUACACUACUACAUACAUAAAGCAACUCUUGAGGUUAGAAAUAUAUAUAAAUCCUAUAGUUAGUUCCUCUAUUUUUAA